Fusarium mangiferae is the source of this 621-nucleotide messenger RNA. RefSeq lists its product as uncharacterized. NCBI's taxonomy places the organism in Eukaryota, Fungi, Ascomycota, Sordariomycetes, Hypocreales, Nectriaceae. The record is from RefSeq and is a predicted model, not a curated record. The transcript has a single exon. The coding region runs from base 1 to 621 and encodes 206 amino acids.
AUGUCGACACAGAACAAGUAUUUAAAGCAGCAGAGUCCCCUUAACAUGUCCGUCUUCUUCUCCCCCUUUCAUCUCACUCCCAAUCCACCAAGUCCACCAAGUCCCAACAUGAGCUCGGCAAACCCUUCAUCCCACGAGUCUAUCUCAUAUGGGAGCGAUGCCAUAGGAGCCCUUAUUCCUGAGCUGAAGCGUUUUCACGUCACCAUCGAACAUGCCGACCAGGGCACCGGAGAGGCGGUGGUUCGAAGGCAUUACCGUGGCUAUAGAUGUUUGCCUGAUGGUCAGCGGAACCCGAAGGCCAGAGCGCCUGGUGCUAUCGUGAAGACACUCCACCACGACCGAUCUGUUCGACGUCCCCCAAAGCCUGCCGCCCGGUCAUCGCAAAUCAGAUAUAUUGAUCUGACUGAGGUUGUCGACACGAAAGUGAAGCUCGAUGCAACGAUGCAAGAUAUGUUCCAUCACGAUCGGUCUGUUAAGCUAUAUUCGGAGGCUAUGGAAGUAGAAGAGGCACGAGUCGACUUUGUUGACCUCACCGAGUUUAAGGACGGCGAUGACAUGAAAGCAUUUCUUGAUGCUAAUCUAAUUCGUUGGACUAACCGGACGGAGAUUAUUGAAGACUGA